AUGUAUAAGCAACAUAAAGUUGAUGAUGAUGAAGAUGUAGUGUUAAUGGAAGUUCCAGAAUCUUUUAUCGCACCUGAUGAAUCAAAAGACGAUGUUUUAGAGAAUAUGGAUAAGCAGCACCAAAUUUAUGGUGAUGAAGAUGCAACAUUAAUAGAAGUUCCAAUAUCUUUUAUGACAUCAGAAGAAUCAGAGGCUGAUGUUUUAGAGAAUGAGAAGAUACCAAAAAAUAUGCAUUACAUGCAUACAUAUACAUUUGAACAAAGAAGGCAAAACUGGAUCAUCAAGAAUAUUUCUCGUAGAGACGGUUCGAUAUUUAAUUACGUCUACCAUCAUUUGGAUACAAAGAAAAAGUUUCGAUCUAUGGUAGAGGUUUAUAAAUUUAUUGUAUAUCGGGAAGUUCAUGAAAAAAUGAAGAAAUUACGCGAAAAUGAAGAAACCUUGCAGGUGACACCGAGAAGUAAACCACAUGUACGCGGUAAAAAAUUGAUCAAACAUUAUGUAGUUAGAACAUGUACUGAAUCUUGCAAAGGGGUUUACAUAAAAAAUCGGGGAGAACCUAACUACUUAUCCGAACGUGAUAUCCCUUUCAACAUUGGGAAAAAGAGAAAAAGAGCAAACAAAGAUUUAUAUGGACAUCAACAGGUGACCUUGGGAAAAUAUUCAACACAUGUGAACUCAGGAGAUGCUGCAUUAAGUAGUCAUGUACACUAUUUUCUUUACCUAAGGGAUUUUGAGCUCAAACCCGGAGGCAAACAAUGA
Molecule: messenger RNA, 759 nt
Organism: Solanum dulcamara
Lineage: Eukaryota; Viridiplantae; Streptophyta; Magnoliopsida; Solanales; Solanaceae
Exons: 6
Coding region: 1-759 (252 amino acids)
Source: RefSeq, a predicted model, not a curated record